AGUGGACGCCUUCUUAGAUCGAGACUCGUGGGACAUCGGUUUGAGCCAGUCCACGUGCAGAAGGCGUGUAUUGUCACGGCUUCUCACCGUCACUCCGGUGAAGUGUCAUAAGGCGCCUUUUAACCUUUGACACCGACGCUCGAUCGUACAUACGCGCCAGCGAUCUCCAAGAGGAGGCUGCGUUCGCUGUCAUCUUCUGUAGAAAAAGUUUCCACGAUAAAUCGAAGCUAUCGCAAGAGAAACCAGUGAUAUCAAAAUGGCGGUGCUUACUUGGGAUCUCAAAAUUGUUCGAAACACCAUGCCGCUCGCGGAAGCCGUCGACGAAGUGAGAGAUUUGUGAGAGAAAUUCGGCCAUGAAUAACAUUUACUAUCUUCAAGAAUAAGGAUUUAUAAUCCGGGAUUAAUCGGUAAUCAAAUCUGAACAAGUGCUUUCGAAAUUUGAGAUUUUUUUUCCAGAGAAGUUGAAAGUUUAUUACCUACUCAUAUGAAAAAGAAGAACAAAAAGCUAGCGUUUCAGAAGAAAUUAUCCGUGUGCCCAUUAAUUCCUCAAACGUUUUUGCAAGUGAAAUUGCAACUAGUCGAAUCUCAUAAGAGAAACUUGACUUACAGCUUCGAACUAAGUCAAGUUUCUCUUCGAAUAAUUUCGGAGAAACUUGAUUUAGUCUUCAGUUGUGCGAUCUCUACCGUUCUUCAUCGAUCGUUUAAUGGAGAAGGACCAUUCGUGAAUUUAUUCCCAAACCGUAGUGCGUCCCUUUUAACUUUCAAGUGUGCAGUGAGAUCGUGACGAUGCGCAAGGUAUCCUCGAAGUGACGAAGCGGAAGUCAAAGUCGAUCAUGAAGAUAGUGCUCGGGGUGCUUCUCAUCACCGUGGCGAGCGCUUUCAAUCACCAUGACACCUAUUCGUGGAAACGCAGGGACGAUUGCAAGAUCACGGCCGCGAGCCGAUCGAUCGCACCGGUCAAAGUUAAAGAGACUCGUCCGCAGCGGGCCGACGUGCAUCGAUCGAGAUCAUCGAACUCGCGCGAGGCCAAUCCUCCCCAAAAUUCGCCGAGAAGAUUCGCGGUGGUCGAGGAUUCGGACGAGCAUCACGAUCUCUGGAAGCCUGAAGUCACUAGAACGAGACAGGAACUCACGCGCGAGAAUCGAGCCAUCGAGAGUACCCUGAAGAAUGUGAUAGGUAGACCGUCCAAGGUCGAACAGUAUCAGUAUAUUUCGAAUUUUCCGUACGGCGGUGACGGCGCCACCGACGCCAUAUUGGAGAACGCGAAUCAGCCGAAGAGCUCGGUGUUCUCCAAAGACACUCAAGAUAUUCAUUUCUUGAAUCAUAAUACAGAAGAAGUGGAUUGGAGCGGGCAGGAGGUAUUCGAAAAUGACCCGCAGGAAGAGGAGGAAGAAAUAAAUAUCCAAGAAAUACUAAACGAAAUGAAACGAAAGAGAUUAAAUGGAGUGAAUUUCGAGGAAACGGUAGACGGAAAUCGACAGGGUAGAGGGAGAAAGCUCACCAGCCAGCAGCAAGGUGCCUUGCUGGUGGAGGCCCUCAAGAAGAAACGAAAUUACACCAAUGAUCAUAGAGGACACAGCUCCAAUCUCCAGAGCGGCCUUAUGGAGAUGUUGGGCAGAAUGAUACCGCAAACGUGCAAGUACAAGGGUGCGAAGUUCGAGUGCGGCCUUAGCUUUAGCUGCGUUCUAGGCGGCGGUCGGCCUGUCGACCUGUGUUCCGGAGGUUUAAUAUGGAGCUGCUGCGUAGACGACGAUGACGUACCCGAUAAAGUACCACGACCGACCGUGGGUUUGCUGCAGAAUGCCAGCUGUGGCGAGCUCUACACGAGAAGCAACAGGAUCGUAGGUGGACACUCGUCCAGUUUCGGCAGCCACCCGUGGCAGGCCGCCAUUAUCAAGUCGGGAUUCUUACAGGCCAAGAAGCUGUCUUGCGGCGGCGCCUUGCUGAAUAACCGAUGGGUGGUUACCGCGGCGCACUGUGUCGCGACGACACCAAAUAGCAAUUUGAAAGUGCGACUUGGGGAAUGGGACGUUCGAGACCAGUCGGAACGACUCCUCCAUGAAGAAUAUAAUAUCGAGAGAAAAGAGAUACAUCCGCAAUACUCUCCUACCGACUUUCGAAAUGAUGUGGCUUUGGUGAAGCUGUCCCGGAUGGUAGCUUUCAAGCAGCACAUCGUCCCGGUUUGCCUGCCGGCGAGGAAUUUGAAGCUCUCCGGCCGAACCGCAACCGUCGCUGGUUGGGGACGAACCAGACAUGGUCAAACUUCGUCGCCAACCGUUCUUCAAGAAGUCGACGUCGAGGUAAUACCAAACGACAAAUGUCAGAAGUGGUUCAGAGCAGCCGGUAGGAGAGAAACCAUUCACGAUGUAUUUCUCUGCGCAGGAUAUAGACAAGGUGGACGAGAUUCUUGUCAGGGUGAUUCGGGCGGACCGCUCACAAUGUCGGUGGAAGGCAGACACGUUCUGAUCGGUUUGGUUUCCUGGGGCAUCGGUUGCGGUCGCGAACACCUACCCGGUGUGUAUACCAAUAUCCAGAAAUUCGUGCCCUGGAUCGAUAAGGUUAUGAGCUAAGUGGAGGAACCUCAGUCCUUCGAAGGACGAACUGCUUUAUCCGAGAAAAGGAAGCACGAGUAGAAGGAGGUGGAAGAAGAUAAGGACGUGAAGUUACCAAAGUCUUAUCUCAUUUUUUAAGGACUUUUACAAUCGUGCUCGAUUAUAAAGAAUAGGCACUCUUUCGAAAGUGCCAAAAAGCGUAAUGCUUUUCAAAGUUGUUGUCCUAUGAAGAUCGUUAAGUAUAAUACUCGAAAGUGACAAUAAAAAGUUAAUCAAAGAUUACAGUCGAUGUAUCUCAAGGACUAAUUAGCUACGCUAGAAUGCAGUUCUUGAGAUGCUAAUUAAUAAUAAUAAGUAAAGAUAUUUAGUAUAAAGAUCAUUUAAGUUUCUUGCGAGCGUUGUUGUUACUCGUAUUAUAUUAAAUAAUUUAUUGUCAUACGUGUAUAUUAAAACGAAAAGAUUGAUUCCAAAUUUAGAAGCAUUUGUCUUUGUAUUAAUACGACAAAUGUUACUGACAUAAAUUCUUUUUAUAAUAUUAAUCUAUGUUAGGUAGGAAAUUUUAAGAAUUCAAGAAAUAAAUAUUUU
Messenger RNA from Wasmannia auropunctata (little fire ant), 3137 nucleotides. RefSeq names its product serine proteinase stubble. Lineage: Eukaryota; Metazoa; Arthropoda; Insecta; Hymenoptera; Formicidae. The transcript has 8 exons. Gene Ontology annotation, molecular function: serine-type endopeptidase activity. Bases 834 to 2570 code for a protein of 578 amino acids. The record is from RefSeq and is a predicted model, not a curated record. Gene Ontology annotation, biological process: proteolysis.